Struthio camelus australis is the source of this 825-nucleotide messenger RNA. NCBI's taxonomy places the organism in Eukaryota, Metazoa, Chordata, Aves, Struthioniformes, Struthionidae. The record is from RefSeq and is a predicted model, not a curated record.
AUGGCCACUUUAUUGUCUCUCAUUUUUCUCAUAGUUGCUAUAAUUGAGUCCCUGGCAGGACUUCUAGGAAAUGGAACUAUCUUGGCUGUCAGUUCAACUAGCUGGACAGUUUUUAUGUUCCUGAACUACACCAGCCUCUGAUUUGCUGCCUGGCUUAGCGUCCUCUAUUGUACCAAGGUUGCCACUUUUACGCAGUCUUUCUUCAUCUGGCUGAAGCGAAGAAUUUCCAGUCUUCUGCCCUGGAUGCUGAUAACAUCAUCUCUUUUUUCCUUUGCAACCUGUCUUCCUUUCUCCUGGGGUAUCUACAAUGUGCACAAGAACUUCACUAUUCCUUUAACAGUGACAAACUCUUCAGAAAGGAGAGCCGCAAUGAAAACUAGUUUGUUUUUAUUGAUUCUUCUCUGUAGUGCUGGUAUAGCCUUACCUUUGAUGGUGUUUGUUGUUUCAAGUAUCCUGCUGAUUAGGUCUCUGAGGAGACACAUGAGACAAAUGCAAAAUAAUGCAACUGGCUUCAGAAAUACCUGCUUAGAGGCCCACGUGGGUACCAUUAAGUCAGACUUCUCUUUCCUCAUCCUGUAUGUUACAUAUUUUAUUGCUUCGGUUCUCAUUUUAUCCAACACGUUCUUACCUUUCAGCAUCUGGGAAGCCAUACAUGUAGCUUUAAUGGCUGCACGUUCUGCAGAACACUCUAUGAUCUUAAUCUGGAGCAACCUAAAGAUGAAAAACCUUUUCAGCUUUUUGCUGUUGCUGACCUGGCAAUCAGUGUCUGUGUUCCCAAGCAAAAGAUGCAUCGUUGGCUUUGCAAAGCUCUCCAGAAUCCUAUGA